Brassica oleracea var. oleracea is the source of this 1108-nucleotide messenger RNA. RefSeq names its product auxin-responsive protein IAA10. Gene Ontology annotation, cellular component: nucleus. The record is from RefSeq and is a predicted model, not a curated record. The transcript has 4 exons. NCBI's taxonomy places the organism in Eukaryota, Viridiplantae, Streptophyta, Magnoliopsida, Brassicales, Brassicaceae. Gene Ontology annotation, molecular function: protein binding. Gene Ontology annotation, biological process: regulation of DNA-templated transcription. The coding region runs from base 198 to 1013 and encodes 271 amino acids.
CUUCUUUCUUUAUUCUCUCUCUCUCUCUCUCUUUAUGAGAAAGAUAGUUUCUUUUGAUCUGUUUCGUGGAUGCUCUUUGCUCUGUUGUCUCUAGAGGAAUCUUAAAGUUGAAACCUUUUUUGAUCGUUUGGGUUUGAUCGGUGAUUUGAAUUUGAAUUCCAGCUUGUUUAUUCUCUUUUGAUUGAUUUUUGGAAACGAUGAGUGGUUUCCGAGAUGUUUGUUCAUCAAGCGGCUCGGUGAAUGUGAUGAUCGGAGUAUCAUCACCAGCUGAAGGAGAAGACGACAACGCCGCCGCCGCGGCUCUGUCGUCGGAGGAUUCGUCUUCCCCCGACGAGACGGUGGCGGGAACAGAGCUCGACUUAGCUCUGGGUCUAAGCAUUGGUUUGAACACAAGUAGGAAUCACUCAUCAAAGGUUCGGUCUUUUUCUUCAUCUUUGUUGGCUUCCUCUUCGUCUUCUUCUCCGGCCAGAGAAAGUGGAACGAAACGGUCUGCUGAUUCCUCUGCGGCUGCCUCAAAAGGACAAGUUGCUGUAGGGUGGCCGCCUCUAAGGACUUACAGAAUCAACAGUUUGGUCAACCAAGCAAAGUCCUUGCCCACUGAAGACGGCUUGAGCUCUAACAUUCAAAAGGACACGGCGACGAAAAACGGCGUGGUGGCUGCCAAGAACGAUGAGGUUGGAUUCAUCAAAUCUCCAAUGCUUGUGAAGGUUACAAUGGACGGAGUUAUAAUUGGAAGGAAGAUUGAUCUCAAUGCUUUUGAUUCUUAUGAAGCCUUGGCGAAAACUUUGGAACAAAUGUUUUUCCACACACCUUCUUCUCUAACAACAACAAGAUGCAAGGAAACACGUGGUGCUUCAGAACUGCUGGAUGUGUCAUCAGAAUAUAUCAUAACGUAUCAAGAUAAAGACGGAGAUUGGAUGCUUGUUGGGGAUGUUCCUUGGCUGAUGUUCCUUGGGUGCGUGAAAAGACUGAGAAUCAUGAGAAGAUCAGGUGAGACUGGAGGUGGCAAGUAGGGGUUCAUCUUCUCUGAGAAGACAUUCUCAGCUGAAGGGUGAAAUCAUCUUCUUUGUAAGAUGCAAAUGACGGAACGUGGAGAUAAAAAAAAAAA